GGUCCCCCGUUCGCAACUGAUAUAACAAAGUAACCGUGUACUCUGUGAAAUUGUUUACCGGAGAUCCGAAGUGUGUCUAGGUGUUUUUCAUUGGCGAAGCGUCUUCAUUAGUCAAAAGGCGUGGGCGGGACUCUAGCUCUCUGCAGCGAGUCAAAGUGAAAGCAAUAAAGGGAAGCAGGAGCUGCACUUUGCCGACGAGCAUCUCUGCCGUCCUGCUUCACCACAGUCAUCACUGCCCCCUCUGAUCAGCGAAAACACACAGGGACUCCUGCAAAAAAAAACAAAAAAAAAAACGGCAGAGUUCGUCAAUGUAACUCGGGUCAGUCAGAAACUGCGCCGUUCAGCUGGAUAAGUCCAAUCUUGGCAGAAGAGAAAGGAAAAAAAAAAAAAAAGAGAGAGUGGAGUGUUGGCGUUAAAAUUGUGCAGGAAAAAAGAGAAGAAUAUGAUGCUCAAGCAGCACUUGAUCUUCAUCCUCUACAGCCUCUGCGCGAGCGUCUUUAAAGUGGCUGGGACAAAAAGCAAAGCAAAAGGUAGCCAGGGUCAGUUCCCCAUCACUCAGAAUGUGACGGUGGUGGAGGGGGGCACAGCCAACAUGACCUGUCGUGUGGAUUACAAUGAUAACACUUCCCUCCAGUGGUCAAACCCUGCACAACAAACUCUGUUCUUUGGGGACAAGAAAGCUCUGAGGGAUCACAGAAUUGAGCUUGUACGAGCCACGUCACAGGAGCUCACCAUCAGAAUCAAUGACGUCAGCCUGUCAGACGAGGGCCAGUAUACAUGCUCACUCUUCACCAUGCCUGUCAAGACAACCAAGGCCUUCCUCACUGUUUUAGGAGUGCCAAGUCGGCCAGAAAUCACAGGAUUUACCAAGCCAGCCAUGGAGGGAGACGAAAUCACCCUGACAUGCAUCACAUCAGACAGCAAACCUGCUGCCAACAUUCGGUGGUUCCGAAAUGACAAGGAGGUCCAAGGCACCACAGAGGUCAACGCUACAGGAAAAUCCUUCACAGUGAGGAGUAACCUCCUGUUCCAGGUGGACAAACGGGAUGAUGGCGUUGCUUAUACCUGCAGUGUGGAGCACGUGUCUCUGUACAAACCCUACAUGACGACCGAGGUGCUGGAGGUUCACUAUGCUCCUCAGCUGGAAAUCACACAUUCACUGAUAAUUCCACAGGAAGGACAAUACUUCAAACUGGAGUGUGUCUCCAUAGGCAACCCAAUACCUGAACCAGUGCUCUGGUCUAAAGAUGGAGGAGAGCUGCCAGACAUUGAGCGCAUGAUUGUGGAGGGCAGAGAGCUGACCAUCACGACACUAAACAAAACAGACAAUGGCACAUAUCGCUGUGAGGCCAGCAACCAUGUGGGGACCAGCUUUGCUGAAUACAUUCUGUUUGUAUAUGCCAAAGACUUUCCAGGCCCUACAACAGAUCCUAAUGCUUUAGGACAGCGUGGACCUGACCACGCUUUAAUCGGCGGGGUUGUUGCAGUCGUGGUCUUCAUCACCUUGUGUUUGAUAAUAGUUCUUGGAAGAUAUCUGGCUAGACAUAAAGGAACGUAUCUAACACAUGAGGCCAAAGGAGCAGAGGAUGCCCCCGACGCUGACACGGCUAUUAUCAACGCUGAGGGAAACCAUGUGCAUGCAGAGGAAAAGAAGGAGUACUUCAUUUAGACCUCUGGCUUCUUUCUCCUUCGUUUCAAUGUUCAACAAGAGACAUGCAAUUUCAAGCUGCCUCAGUGUUACAACAUGAUCUGGGUUUUACUCCUCAUUUAUCUUUUUUUCCAGAAAACUCCUGCUUGGUUUAACUUGACUUUAAAAUAGCGUUCUCCUUUUGUAAUCAAUACAAACUAAUGGUUGGAUAAGAUUUUAGUUUUCUGGUGCCUAAACGAGACGUUUUUUUUUUUUUUCCGCAUUUCUUUCAUUGACUGCAUUAACAGGUUUCUCUACUCUCUUACAUAACUGUAACUGUCUGCAGAAUUUUUAAACACAGGAGGGACAGAAGAUGUGCUCGAUUUUAAGACAGUCAAGGUUGAGCUUUUCAAAGUGUUUUACUGUGAGAACAGAAUAGCUGAAACGCAUCAGUUUAUGAAACAUUUACAUAAUAUGACUUUUCUUUCUGAAUUGAGCAAUUGUCUUGGAUGUCUCCUGGAUUUUAUCCUACCAUAGCCAUAAUGUAUGACAUAACAUGACAGACACUUUGAUAUAACAAAACAUAGAAGCACAAUCUAUGCGAUUGUCCCAAAAAGAAACCAUUUCCCUCUUAAGAAGGUGUAUACUCUUACACCUAUUCGUUUUCAGUUGUCUUUUAUCUUGUUAUUUUAUACUAUGAAAGUCGGAAUUUUAAAGCACAAAGUCUGAGGACUAAAAAAAACAAAAGAGGGAAAAUACGAGAACUGUAUCUUGUCUCAGGAUUCAAAAUGAGUCUAGAUGGAGAAAUGGAGUCGGACGUGUAAUAAAGAUUUUGGUCAUCAUAA
Molecule: messenger RNA, 2472 nt
Organism: Poecilia reticulata (guppy)
Lineage: Eukaryota; Metazoa; Chordata; Actinopteri; Cyprinodontiformes; Poeciliidae
Product: cell adhesion molecule 2-like
Biological process (GO): homophilic cell-cell adhesion
Source: RefSeq, a predicted model, not a curated record